This is a messenger RNA of Corticium candelabrum, 1709 nucleotides long. RefSeq names its product major facilitator superfamily domain-containing protein 1-like. The record is from RefSeq and is a predicted model, not a curated record. Gene Ontology annotation, cellular component: lysosome. NCBI's taxonomy places the organism in Eukaryota, Metazoa, Porifera, Homoscleromorpha, Homosclerophorida, Plakinidae. Gene Ontology annotation, biological process: transmembrane transport. Gene Ontology annotation, molecular function: transmembrane transporter activity. The coding region runs from base 31 to 1497 and encodes 488 amino acids. The transcript is spliced from 18 exons.
CCAACGGCAUUCCUGUAUGCAUAUACAAGUAUGGCCGACCUAGACGAGCGUCAGCCUUUGGUGGCUGACAGGGCUGACGAGAAGACCGAGAGCGACAUCGAUGAGCAGGAAUGGAACGGUUGUGGUCCAGCUAUUCUGUGUGAUCCUCGUCGCUGGCCACACAGAUUCAUCGUGCUAAUAUUCACUUGCUUUCUAAAUUUCGGAAGCUACUUUUGCUAUGACAAUCCAGCUGCGUUGCAGACUGAAAUUCAGCAAGACAUGGGUGUGUCCUACAGCAAAUAUCUAUUGCUGUACUCACUCUACUCGUGGCCUAACGUGAUUCUAUGUUUCAUCGGAGGGAUUCUCAUUGAUCGGAAGUUGGGACUUAGAUGGGGCGGAAUAGUAUUUGCUGGAUUUGUGUUGCUAGGACAGAUUCUGUUUGCACUGGGAGCAUUGUUCAAUUCAUAUUUACUGAUGGAGAUCGGUCGGUUUGUGUUUGGCAUUGGUGGUGAGUCACUGUGUGUUGCUCAAAACAAUUAUGCUGUACUCUGGUUUAAAGGCAAAGAGCUUAACAUGGUGUUUGGUUUGCAGCUAAGUUUUGCUCGCGUUGGUAGCACAGUGAAUUUUAAUAUUAUGAAACCGAUUUACAAUGCCGUAGCGAGUUUGGUCAGUCCUGGCUACAGAGUUCUCGGUCUCAGCAUGAUGGCGGGUGUGGGCAUGUGUAUCUUUUCUUUUCUAUGUGCAAUCAUUUUGGCAGUACUUGAUAAGAGAGCUGAGGUAUUGACGAAGCGAAAGAAGAUCUCGUUAGAGGAGAAGAUUACACUGUCUGAUGUGAAGAAGUUUCCUAUCACUAUUUACAUGCUCUUUAUUAUCUGUGUUGCCUACUACGUAGCUGUCUUUAUUUUUAUUGGAGUCGGAACGGUGUUUUUUACAACUAAAUAUGACUUUUCAGAUGCACAAGCGAAUGCUGUUGAUGGAAUUGUUUAUAUCUUGUCGGCUGCUUUCUCACCCAUCUUUGGAUUUUUUAUUGACAGAUUUGGGAAAAAUGUAUUUUGGGUGAUUGCUGCUGUGGUCAUUACUCUUGGUUCUCAUUCUCUUCUGGCCUUCACAUUUAUUAAUCCAUGGAUUCCAAUGGUCAUCAUGGGUGUCGGGUAUUCUAUGUUGGCAUGUGCACUAUGGCCAAUGGUAGCGUUCGUUUUGCCAGAGCAGCAGCUGGGAACUGCAUAUGGCUUCAUGCAAGCUAUUCAGAAUCUUGGUCUUGCUGUUGUGGCUAUAGUAGCCGGGAAGAUACUUGACGAAAAGGGGUAUCUUGUUUUGCUGGUUUUCUUCAUGGCUUGCUUAUGCGCGACACUACUGUCUUCUGUGCUGCUGUAUAUCUUUGAUGUUGCUCGAGGUGGUGUACUGAACUUGUCUGCUAAAGCUCGAAUUAAAUAUGAAGAAAAGAAAAAGAUCCAAAAGGAAAAGGAGGAAGAAGAGAAGAAGAAGAAGCUCCUACCACCCAAUGACAAUAUUCAAUGAUGGCAUGCAGUCAGUAAUCCAAAGUCGAUUUGUAGUGCUGGUUAAGUACGUUGUCGCAUUGUGAUGCUGAAGUACAGUUUGUAAUGUUUGUAUGGCAUAUACUUUUUUGAACAUUACUUAAAUUUGCAAGACUUUGGGACUACAUGUAUUUGUAUUUUAUGUGUAGUCAUCAGUAAUACAAGCUAGUUUGCUGUAGUUGAAUCUCAGUGUGA